GGCUGUUGGAAUGCCUAAUGUUAUCAAUUUUUUGUUGUAUGAUUUUAGCUGUCAUUAUUGAUUUAUUACCUAAAACAACAAAAAAAGUAUUUAAAAUAGCUUAAAACUCGUCUAUUUAAAAGUGCUUGUAACUUGUUAGAAACCAUCAAAUCAGCUAUUUAAUAUUCGCAGAUGCACAUGAUGAAAAUUCAGUGGUUUCGCUUUUUCUAUAGGUUACAAAAUUUUUUUGGAUUUAACAAAAUCAUCAUGAAUAAAAACAUAAAUGAUGUGUCUCAAAUAAUGUUAAAAUCCAUUGAAAAAUCGCUUUGGAUUAAGCUUCAUAGCGUGUAUUUUCUUCAAAAUGGUAGACAUCGAACCAGGCAUAUAAUUUCUCGCAAAAAUAGAGUUGCUAUUAUUUUAUACAACAAACCCAGGAAAGUCUUAGUUUUCGUUAAACAGUUCAGACCUGCUGUAUAUAUUUCAUCCAUUCCAGAAAGUGACCAAAAAAUUGGCCAAGAAAUUGACAUAAAAAAGUAUCCUCCAAAACUGGGAAUCACGCUAGAACUCUGUGCUGGUUUGGUAGACAAAGAUAAAUCUUUAGAGGAAAUAGCAAAGGAAGAAAUUUUUGAAGAAUGUGGCUAUGACGUGCCGCUUAAUUCCUUGGAAAAAAUUGGCUCAUACAGAUGUGGCACAGGUACGAAUAGUGGUGUCCAAACCGAUUUUUAUUGUGAAGUUACUGAUGACAUGAAAAUAUCUGUGGGAGGCGGUAUUGAUAACGAACUUAUAGAGGUUGUUGAGAUGACUGUUGAUGAUGUUAAGAAGUAUUUAAACCAGAGUUACCUCAACAGUCCGCCUGGGUUUAUUUAUUGUAUGCAUUGGUUUCUUUAUAAUAAAGUAGAAUGUUUAUGUUUAUAGGUAAAAUAAAACUACUUUUAUAUACAAUUA
Messenger RNA from Psylliodes chrysocephalus, 924 nucleotides. NCBI's taxonomy places the organism in Eukaryota, Metazoa, Arthropoda, Insecta, Coleoptera, Chrysomelidae. The record is from the annotation of a GenBank genome assembly.